Molecule: messenger RNA, 1048 nt
Organism: Rhodotorula graminis WP1
Lineage: Eukaryota; Fungi; Basidiomycota; Microbotryomycetes; Sporidiobolales; Sporidiobolaceae
Exons: 7
Coding region: 1-1014 (337 amino acids)
Molecular function (GO): lipid binding
Source: RefSeq, a predicted model, not a curated record
AUGGCCACCGUGCACCACCCUGCGCUACCCGCCGUGACCGACUAUCCGACCAAGAGCUCCCACGCCAACGAGCUCGACGAGGCUCGGCGACUCUUCCUCGAAGAGCUCGCGAGCCCCGAGGCAGACUGGGAGCAGCAGGGCGAGCGCGAGGGAGUCCAGCUCUGGAGCAAGGCCGACCCGAAUGAUCCUUAUGCAGUACCGACCGUCAAGGGCGUCACGACCGUCGAGGGCGUUUCGGCUGCAGCUUUCCUCGGCGGCGUCAUCCAGCUGCCCGGCAUGCGCAAGCUGUGGGACGCCCGCUUCCAGGACGGCCACAUGCUCGCUCGGUACGACCGCACCACUUUCGCCUUCUACACCGUCAUGAAGGGCAUGUCGUGGAUCGUCUACCCGCGCUCGAUCUGCGGUGCCCAGAUGAACGUCGAGCCCGAGGACGGCGACCCGCAGGGCGAGCGCAUGGUCAUCCAGACGAGCGUCGACGAGCCAGAGUGGGCGCCCGAGCAGAAGGGCCAGACGAGGGCGACGCUCACGCUCAGCGGGUGGCAGCUCAAGCCCGACGGCGACAACCUCAUGGUCACCUAUAUCGUCAAGAUUGCGCUCAACGGCUCGAUGCCAAUGCCCAUGGUCACCAUGGUGGCCACCGAGACGCCGCUCUGCACGGGCCGAGCGCGCGACGUCUUCCGAGAAUAUGGUCACGCUCCCUACGUCCGCAUCCCUCGAGGCGCCGCAGAACCCGCCAUCAAGUUCCAGACCGAGUCGUUCUCGGACCCGCCCGCUCUGCCGAGCCUCAACACGCACCCGCGCGAGUACCGCUGCAUCUUCACGACGACCGAAAAGGCUGGCGAGUCGUUCGAGAUCGUGUACGACCGGCGGCGCAUGUACGCCGACGGCGUGCGGGUCGAGGUCGAGGGGGAGGAGGGGGCCGAGGUCUCGGACGACGACGAGGGCGUCUUGACGGUCACGACCAAGUCGGGCGGCGUCAACGUGACGGUCAUCGUGCGGCCUCGCCCUCAGUAGAAGCUCGCGUCCUGCCAUGCCACUGCGUCGGCGC